Messenger RNA from Megalobrama amblycephala (Wuchang bream), 3699 nucleotides. RefSeq names its product ADAM metallopeptidase domain 19a (gene adam19a). Gene Ontology annotation, molecular function: metalloendopeptidase activity. Gene Ontology annotation, biological process: proteolysis. Lineage: Eukaryota; Metazoa; Chordata; Actinopteri; Cypriniformes; Xenocyprididae. The record is from RefSeq and is a predicted model, not a curated record.
UUGCCCGGAGGAAAACCCUGGCAAAAUGCGCGUGCUUUCAAGUGCCCAAGGCUUCACGUUUCUCAUCCUUCCCGGCUUGCUUGUGUUCUCUGCUCUUAGUAGGACAGUUUACGAACAUAUAAUGGUUCGUGUGGAUCACGCAAAUCGAGAGGGCAGAGCUUAGCUGACUCAAUUGCAUCAAUUUUUCUAGUUUCCUCUCACGCUGGCGAGUGAAUACAGCGCGAGGCGAGACGGAGAACAGCACCGACCGCCACAGGGAUGUAUACCAAACACAGACAGAAAAACGGACACAUUUCAUCGACAAGAUAUGUGCUUGUAAUGCUACCGUUUUUGCUGUUUAACGGCUUACUGGAAAUUGUAGGCGGAAAUCCUCGGGAGGAAGUGGUAGACAGAGGACAGAGAGUGACAGCACACUGGAUCUCUCACGACACAGCACAGCAAGAGACUGAAACUGCAUUUAAGGACCAGUUCCCAGAGAGGGGGGAGAUUCUGGUGUCAGCCCAGGACGUGAAAUUGGUUCUACAAGUUGAACGGAAUCAGGAGCUCCUGGGUCACGACUUCACUGAAACUCACUAUGAGAAUGGCCUCCCUGUCACCCAAACCAGCAAUCACACUGAUCAUUGCUUCUAUCACGGGAGGGUCAGGGGUCAUGCUGACUCUUGGGUCGCUCUGAGCACAUGUUUGGGAAUGAGAGGUCUGAUUGUCUUGAACUCAGAUGAUACAUACUACCUGGAGCCAAUCAGAGGCCAGGAGAUUCUCCACCACACCUUCUAUCGCACUGAAGACCUGUCAAUCAAAACCGGCACAUGUGGACACAGCCAUCAAACUGGACACCUGAGCUUGUUCAGUGGUCAUCUUAAACCUUUGCAUCAAAGGGUUAGACGAAAUGCCUGGGGUACUACAAAGUACAUGGAACUGUAUAUAGUAGCUGACAACACACUGUACAGAAAGCAAAACAAGGACCUUGACAAAACUAAACUGAGGAUAAUGGAAAUUGCUAAUUAUGUAGAUAAGUUCUACAGAGAAUUGAACAUUCGUGUACCUUUGAUUGGUCUAGAGGUUUGGACAGAACAUGACCAGUGCAUCAUCAAUGAGGAACCAAAUUCAACUCUUUGGUCCUUCCUUCAGUGGAGACAGAAACUCAAAUCCCGCAAGAAACAUGACAAUGCCCAACUACUCACUGGUGUGGUUUUCAAGGGCACCACCAUUGGCAUGGCUCCACUGGAGGGCAUGUGCAGUCACGAGAACUCAGGUGGCAUCAACGUGGACCAUUCUGAAUUGCCCAUUGGGGCAGCUGCCACCAUGGCACAUGAGAUCGGCCAUAACUUUGGCAUGAGCCAUGACCAUGAGGGCUGUUGUGUGGAAGCUACUGCUGAGCAGGGUGGAUGUGUAAUGGCGGCAGCUACAGGGCACCCAUUUCCAAAGGUUUUCAGUCGCUGUAGCAAAAAAGACUUGGACAACUACUUCCAGAAGGGUGGAGGAAUGUGCCUGUUCAACAUGCCCAACAUGAAGGAUCUGGUUGGGGGCAAGAGGUGUGGAAACGGCUUUGUAGAGGAAGGGGAGGAGUGUGACUGUGGAGAACCAGAGGAGUGCACCAAUGAUUGCUGCCACCCCAGCAAUUGCACUUUGAAGGUGGAUGCACAGUGUGCCCACGGGGUCUGCUGUGAGGACUGCAAGCUGAAGCAGGCCGGCACCAUGUGCCGCGGACCAGCAGGUGCCUGUGAUCUGCCGGAAUACUGUACGGGAGGUUCGCCCUACUGCCCCUCUAACGUUUACCUCCUAGACGGGUCAUCAUGUCAGCAUGGUCAUGCCUACUGCUAUAAUGGCAUGUGUCUGACCCACGAACAGCAAUGCCUGCAGCUGUGGGGUUAUGGUGCGCAGCCGGCACAUGACGUCUGUUUUCAGGAUGUGAACGCUGCGGGGAACGCCUUUGGAAACUGCGGCAAGGACAGUCAUGGCAACUACAUGAAGUGUGAGAAAAGAGAUGCCAAAUGCGGUAAGAUACAGUGCCACAGUGCUGCCAAGAAACCAAAGGGCACCAAUGCUGUGUCCAUAGACACCACCAUCCGUACAGACGGCAUUGAGGUAAAGUGCCGAGGCACCUUUGUUUACAGCACCCAGGAUGGUCAAGGUGAUCUUCCAGACCCUGGACUGGUCAUGACAGGCACCAAGUGUGGAGAGGGGAAGGUGUGCAAAGAUCGCCGAUGUCAAAAUGCCUCUUUCACUGAGUUAGAAACCUGCAUUGCCCGUUGCCAUGGGCAUGGGGUGUGUAACAGUAAUGGAAACUGCCACUGUAACCGUGGAUGGGCUCCCCCCUUCUGUGAGAAACAAGGACUUGGGGGAAGUGUGGACAGUGGACCUGUGCAGUAUGACAGUCAGGUGGGAUUGGUUGUUGGGCUGCUCUUUGCUUUUCUAGUGCUUCUCCCUGCUGUACUUAUUGCCUUCUACUGCAUCAAGAUAAAAAGCUCCUACUACCACAAGUGGAGAACACAGAGAGAGAAGAGCAAAGCCAGCAGGAAUGAGGGCACCAUCGAAAAGGGGAAGAAUGGACACUUAAACCCUGCAUUCCAUUUGAAGGUGGUGGGACCAUCCAACGGAAAUGCUAACCUUAAGCUACCUCACACCAGUAAGGAGGUGCUUCCUCUGAGGCCAAAUCCAGCCUCCAACGGUACUCAGCCAGUCAAUAUUGUCCGUCCCCUCCGGCCGGCUCCGUCACCAUCCCUGAGCAACAUCAAAGGACCUCGACCUCCUCCACCUAUCAUCAAGCCACCCAACACCCAGCAACCCAAAUCUGUAGCAUCACCUCAGAAACUUAGUCCUCCCAAGAAGCCUCUGCCCCUCAACCCUUCUCGAACACCACUGAUGGUAUCAGAACAACAGCCAAGACCCCCAUCUACACCCCCGAAGAGGCCUCUUCCUCUCAGCCCAUCUCGUGGAGCACAGCCCAAACCCUCGGGUGGGGGGCUCAUGGUGGUGAUGCCUCCUGCAAUUGGCCCCAAGCCUGUGGGAAAGGUGACCGCCAUUCCCCCUUUGAAGGCAUUCCAACCUGUUUCAGGACCCAAACCACUCAUAGUUCCGUCCACUUUCCGAAAAUGACGCUUGCAGGAUUCAUUUUGAAAGACUGCAGCCAGCCUAUUUGCACUAAACAAGGACCCUUGGUGACUGUUACUAUAUGGAGCUGUCUCACAGGGGAUGGAAGAGCAUGGUGCUAGGGCCAUGGAUGAGGCCUCGCAAACCGGCGUUCAAACACAGUCGGGCACAGCAGAGAUGACGCGGUUUUGCAUGAAAACAUGCAAACUGAGAAAGUUUUGGAUUGACCAUUACAUUGCCAAAACUGACUUUUUAUCACCUUGCAAAAUUUUUUUACUUAUUUGUUGUUGCGUUUUAAUGUUAUGCCUUUGUCUUGUUUACAUUUCUUGUUUGAAUAUCAUCUAUUUGUCAAGUGCCAAAGAUGUUGUUUUGUUUAAUGCUUUGAUUGUUUAAUUUGUUGUACUGUGCUGUACGAGAUUUUGUGUUUGGUACAUAAAAUAUGUUAUACCUUUUUAGUAAAGACGCCAUGUUGUUGUGUUUGUCCUCACUUUAUUGCAGACUUUACAUCAGGUCUCAUUCUUUAUAUUAUCAGGUCAAAAAAAAAGAGAUUUGCAGUGAAAAAUAGGUUCUUGAAUAAUGGAAAUGUUUAAAUAAAAAAACAAAAACAAA